Molecule: messenger RNA, 669 nt
Organism: Akanthomyces muscarius
Lineage: Eukaryota; Fungi; Ascomycota; Sordariomycetes; Hypocreales; Cordycipitaceae
Exons: 1
Coding region: 1-669 (222 amino acids)
Molecular function (GO): oxidoreductase activity
Source: RefSeq, a predicted model, not a curated record
AUGGCGGCUUUCAACAUAAAGGUCGUUUCCGACACGGUAUGCCCAUGGUGCUACGUCGGUCAUCGACAGCUGGAACAAGCCAUCAAACUCUGGCACACCAAGCACCCGGAUUCCAAGGAUACUUUCAAAGUCGAGUUCUUCCCCUACCAGCUCAUGCCAGAGUUCCCGCGGGGACCUGGUAAAAGCAUGGACAAGGAAACCCUUUACAGGGAGCGAUUUGGUGCCGCGCAAAGACAGCAGGGCAUCCAAAGGCUCACAGCGGUCGGCGUACCACUUGGCAUCAACUUUCGUUUCGGCGGAAACGUCGGCAACACUCGCGACUCUCACCGAUUGAUCGAGCUCUCGAAGAAAUAUGGAAGUGAAGUGGAGAUGAAGACUGUGGACGGGAUUUUUGCGGCCUACUUUGAAAAAGAAAAAGACAUCACCACAUACGAGGUCCUUGGCGAGGUGGCCAAGCUGUCGGGUAUCCCGGAAGCAGACUUUCAGAAGGCCAUUGUGGAAAGCGACGAGUACGGGGCACAAAUUGACAAGGCUGUUGCUGGCGCAAGAGAAAAUGGCAUAUCCGGGGUCCCGGACUUUACUAUUCAGGAUCGAUUCCAAUGGUCUGGAGCGAGAGACCCAGAGGCCUUCGUUGUGUUGCUAGAAAAGGCCAAGGAGAUGGGCCUGUAA